Molecule: messenger RNA, 408 nt
Organism: Heterobasidion irregulare TC 32-1
Lineage: Eukaryota; Fungi; Basidiomycota; Agaricomycetes; Russulales; Bondarzewiaceae
Exons: 1
Source: RefSeq, a predicted model, not a curated record
CUUUAUUUCUGCCACCAGAGCAUAUAUGCUCUGUCCUAUCUUGCUUGCCAGGUUAUAUGUUGUGGACCUCCAGAAUACACCACUCAAUACACAAUAGAGUGGAGGAUCAGUGAUCUCAGCAGUAAGCUAAAACAGCAUUCAAAUCCUUACGUGAACCUCUCACAAUAUGGCAUGUGUCAAGCACAAGUAAAUGCUCUGAAGACAAUGCUGCCAGACCUCGAGCACAAUGUCAAGGAAUUCCCAUGUGGGGCACACCCUGUUAGAGAGAACUUUGUACUCUUUUGGGCAAAGGAUUUGUGUGCUUGCACUGUCCUCCUAUGUGAGGCUCUUGUUAUCAAAGCUUAUUUUUGUGAAGCUGGGGGUAUUUACUAUGCAGAGGGAGAGUGGAGAUGGCAUGGAUUCCCAUAG